AUGGUCCAUAGAGAUUUGACAUAUAAUACACCCAGCGAAGCUAACCUUACGGAAGAAGGUGUGGAAAACCCUUUUGUUUCACCUAAUGAUGACGAAAGUUCGUUUGAUCUGAGUCCUGCAUCAUCUUCAAGCCAGCUGAAUGAUUUUAACCAACUGAGUAACCAGUUGAACGAUCCUAAUUAUGGAGGAACGUUUGAUAGUUAUAACGGCUAUUACACACAGAACGGUACGACGUCGAACUUGCUUUCAAAAGAAGCAUCUCCUAACAUCGGCAAUACUGGAAAUUCAUCUUUUCAGCCUUCUCUGAUACCUCCGGAAUAUGACAGAUAUCCAUCUAUGGUAGGUUCAAGAGUGGUAUCAUCAACAUCUCUUUCGUCGCACAUGUACAAUAGCACCAACAACCUUCAGCAAGAUGACCAGAAUUUGCGUAAAUCGGAAGACGAUUCUUCGAUAUCUAAUAAAUCCACUAACCCAUUUUUGCUUGGAACUGACUUCAGUCCGUUUGGAGGUUACCCUGCAUCGUCAUUUCCUUUACAUAUAGAUGAGAAGGAACCAGAUGAUUAUUUGCAUAACCCAGAUCCUAUAG
This is a messenger RNA of Debaryomyces fabryi, 586 nucleotides long. RefSeq lists its product as uncharacterized. The annotation marks the transcript as partial. The transcript has a single exon. Lineage: Eukaryota; Fungi; Ascomycota; Pichiomycetes; Serinales; Debaryomycetaceae. The record is from RefSeq and is a predicted model, not a curated record.